Bombus terrestris (buff-tailed bumblebee) is the source of this 7808-nucleotide messenger RNA. It is a transcript of the gene tgo, whose product is annotated as aryl hydrocarbon receptor nuclear translocator homolog. Gene Ontology annotation, biological process: regulation of transcription by RNA polymerase II. The transcript is spliced from 12 exons. Lineage: Eukaryota; Metazoa; Arthropoda; Insecta; Hymenoptera; Apidae. Gene Ontology annotation, molecular function: RNA polymerase II cis-regulatory region sequence-specific DNA binding; DNA-binding transcription factor activity, RNA polymerase II-specific; protein dimerization activity. Bases 3920 to 6112 code for a protein of 730 amino acids. The record is from RefSeq and is a predicted model, not a curated record. Gene Ontology annotation, cellular component: cytoplasm; nucleus; aryl hydrocarbon receptor complex.
GGUGACUAGUCGGCGACCCAUCCGUCCGAGUAGGAACGUGCUUCCGCGUUUUCGUUCCUUUCGUUUCGUUUCGUCUCAACCGUACCGAAAAUCGCGAUCAAAAACAUCGAUCCGUCGAUCGAUCGUCUCAAGUUACUCUCGAGCACGUGCCGUCGCGUUGCCUCGCUUCUUUCACCAUAGUAUUUUCUUUCUCAGAGUAUCUCGAAUCGUUUCAUGGUUUUGGACGUCCGGACGAAAUAUAAUAUACGUAAAUAUAUGAACUAAACGUUUCUUUUCAAUUAUGGAAGAUUGUUCAUCGACGGUGAAAGUGCGACGGUGAAGUUGUAAUCGUGGCGGGAUUAAUUAUGAGAAAGGUUUGGACGGCUUGGAUUUGAACUUCUGCAGUUUGAUGGAGGUUUGGAGAUUUCGUGAGUCGUGGGGUUGUCGGAGGUGCAUUUGAAUAUGUGAGGAUUCUUUCGUGGGAGACUCGUGCCUUGUUUGGCUUUGGUGGAGCUGAAGAUUCUGAUGGGAUUGAGAUUUGUAUUUUGUGUGGAAUAUUCGCGAGUUAGUGCUGUUGAUCGAGAAGAUUCUUCGAACAGGCAAACGUACUCUCUUUGAUGAACAUUAUUUUGAAAGCAAAGAGUAAAAAUAAAACUUUGUUAUUUACGUUUGGAAUAAGAUCGAUCGAGAAGAUUCCUUGAGUAAGAUGGAAAAAUAUUCCCUUUGCUGAAGAAGGCUUUAUUAUUUGCAUUUACUGGAAGAAGUAAUAUUACCCUGAUUACUGGAACUAAUCUCGCAAGGCGUUUGGUCGAUUGUCAUAUGACAAAGCUGGAGUUGAAUUUCUGUUUCAAAAAUCGAACCACAAUUUAUCGAGAAGAAGUCGAGCCGGGUCUCCCCAUCGGUUCUAAUGGAGCCAGGAACGAGAAUCUCAGAUGAAACUUUGUCUGUAAUAAUGGAUGUCAUUCAAGGGUCAAUGGUGUAGAUUACUUGGUUCUCACGACGUUCGAGUGAAAAUAUUUUGUCUGCAAAAUGACACCAAAGUUGCCAAUAUUGAACAAUGUUCGUUCCAUCGAGUUGUUUUUUAUUCUCAUCGAAGCUUCCUGUAAUCGUGCCAGAAAUUGGACCCUUACUGAACUUUAAGUGAAAACUGGAUCAGUAUUCUGAAUAAUCCAGUUAAAAAUCCAAACUUUGCAGUUUUUAUGCAAAUUUUUACAGAAAUCUGUCUAUUGUCAAAAUAUUCGUUGUUGAAAUAGCAACUUUGGAUUACGGUUUCCAAAUAGAUAUCAAGUUACUAGAAAAGCUGAAGAUUUCGUGUAUCUUGAAGAACAGAGGAGAUCCUUCGCAAUAGCGUUGUCCAAACACUCGAAAUAAUUAAAAAAAUCAUCGACUCAACAUUUUAUGGAAAUGACUAUUUAUCACUGAAAUAUCCAUCGUGGAAGUGCAACACCGAAUUAAUAUCCAAGUAUAAUUAAUAAUAAUAUAAUUAUUAUUGCAAAAGUGGAGAUUCAAAAUAUGUUGAAAUAUAGCUGAAGAGUUCCAGCUCGAGGAUUGAAUAAAAUUCAUCAAAUAUUCCAGAUACUGUUAUAGAGCCAUGUACUCAACUUUUCACAGAAGUAACUAUCUCUUGUUAGAAUAUUUCUUGUUAAGAAUGCAACUUUGAACAAGUCAAUGUAUAAUUACAUUUAGUUACAGCAAAAUCUGAAGAUUUUAACUAUCCUGAAGAAUGAGACUUUUCGCAACAACAUUGAGCAAAACAGUUAUUGCAUCAUCGAAGAAAUAUUUAUGACUGGAAAUUCAACUUUGAAAAGUUGCUUAAAAUUACAGAGAAGUCGAAGACUCAGAGUAUCUUGAAAAACAGAACAAAUAAUAAGUUUGAAAUAUCCACGAUAGUAUUGCUGGAAAAGCUGGAAUAAAGGUUGGAGGAGGCACGGAUAAUUCCUGCGCGCGUCACCCAUAAAUACCUGUUGGAUCUCUGGAAAAAAGUCACUGGGGAUAUCUACGAGCAACAGGCCUGGAAUAUCUGGCAGAGACAGGCCCGCCGCGUCGCUGUGAACCGGGUGUAAAGUAUCAAAGAUUCGUCGAGCAUAGAUCUCUGCUAGAACCAGAUGACGAGAAGAUAACCCUGGCCAAGGUGAACGAACGGUCUCCACUUUUCCCAUUCGAAUCUUCCAAUCCAAUACGAAUUACACAUCAAUGGAAUUGCCAUAAAGAUGAUCAUUGAAUUCUUACCAAUGAAACUGUUACAAAAAUCAUAAAAUAAAAUAAUUUUAUCAAAAGCUCGAUACAGUAGAAAGGAUUUUCUACUUUGAAAAUUGAAGCCACCAAUGAAAUUCCUUUGAAAAUCGUCGAAUAAAAUCACAAAAGAAUUCUGUUCUUGGAAAAAUCAUUUGUUGCAAAAAUCAUAAAAUAAAGUUACGAAAAUUUGGUACAAUAAGAAGCGUCGAAAGAUUCAGAGAUGAAAGUUAUAAAAGUGGUAAAAUAAAAUUGCAAUAACUCGAUAUAGCGGUAAAGAUGAGACUUCUGCAAUAAGUCGUGUAACUAUAAAAGUAAAAUUGAGUGAAACUCCACAUAGUAAGAAGGAUAUUUUUGAAAAACUAUACAAAAUAACGUGUGAUGAUUUUAGAUUGCAAGAAGUUGGAAGGAAUUAUAAUGAAAGAAAUUUGUAAGAUUGUCGAUGAGAAGAGCAUGCGUUUCGAGUUGAAGCUGAGAGUAGACUAGCUUUGGACUGUAAGAGAACUGUGGAAGAUCCAGGUAAUCCCUGUGGACACUUCCUGUGCAAUCUGUGGGCCAUCUCGAGAUUUCGCGAUAACCGGAGGAAUACAUGGAGUAAAAUUUCUUUUAAACUGACCACGUAGAAUCUCGUACUGAGAUUAGAGGUAGCAAGAUGAUGAACUGAUUUAACAACCUUUAUGAACAAUUUCAGUCUACUGUACGUGGUUGUGAGAUUCAACUGUGACAACUGACUUUUCAUAAUUUGAUCGAGGAUUCAGGGAUAUUGUCUUGAGGAUUCCAACGCAACAGAUGAUUGAGAAAUAUAUGUAGGUUCUAGAACUUUAUAAGCAAGAUUAUCGCUGAUGUCAGAUAGAAACUUUCAGUAAAAGCUCAGCAUAAAUCCAUGAUUAAUGAACACUCUAUGAAUAAUCCAGAAAUGAGUCUGAUGUCUGUAAUCUUUGUAGAAGUCGAAAGAAAUAUUUUAGAAUUAACACUGUAACGCUAAAUCUCUGGAUAACAGAAAAAUGCUGUAACUUCGGCAUUCCCAAGACUCAGAAUAAUAAUUACCAAUCAGCUUACAGAAAAGUCUUUAAUAAUUAACGAAAAUUUGUCACCAAAACCAUACAGUACGCCGGAGGAAUUUAAAAUAGCGAGAAAGUUUUAUUACUGUUAAGACUGUGAAGAAAUCUUUAUUAUUAUUCAAAGACUUAGUGCUCGAAAUGAAUAUUUAACAACUUCUACAUGAACUAAACGAAAUAGAAUUUCACUAUCCAACACAAUAAACCCUAAAGCCAUGAAACACUGACGAAUGAAAUAUCUUCGUUCAAUAAUUAUACCGUUCAAAAUGAAUAUUUAAUAUUUAUCACACCAAUUAAAUGAACUGAUAUUCUGCUACCCAAUACAGUAAACUCUAAAAGCAUAAAAUAGUGGUAAAUCUAAAAACAUGUUUAUCCUCGUUCAGUAACUCAGUGCUCAAGAUGAAUACUUAAUAUUCAUUAUAUGAAUUAAACGAACUAAAUAAUUCUACUGCUUUAAUAUAGUUCAAACUUUAAAAACUUAAAAUAGUGGCAAGUUAAACUAAUUUUUAUCGUCGUUUUAUGUGGAUAUCUAAUACUCUUUAUACGAACUAAAUGAAGUAACAUUUUCUGGGAGGUGUUCGGUACGAGUUUUCGGUGUUGAUCACAGUGGCAAAAAGGCCGACAAAAUAGAGUACCCUGGUGGUAGCGGUAUGUAUGGGGGCGGGACGGGUGGUGGCGGGUAUGGGGUAGGUUUGGGCCCAGGAGCGGGUCCAUCGCAUUACAUACCCUCCGCCACGUCCGUCGGCUACCAAUUGCCGCCCCCGCCGCCUCCGCCGGCGUGUCCCAGCGCCGGAGGUCAGCUGCUCUCUUACGGGCCUAACCUGUCGCCCCAUCAUAUGCAACAGACCCAUGGGGACGCGCAACAGUCGAAAAGAAGGAGAUCCGACGAGGAUGAUCCUAGCGGGUGUAAAUAUAGAAGGCUGGAGAACGAGAAUGUACAGGACAAAGAAAGAUUUGCGAGUAGGGAGAAUCAUUGCGAAAUUGAACGGCGGCGGCGGAACAAGAUGACCGCCUAUAUUACCGAAUUGUCCGACAUGGUGCCGACGUGUUCAGCCCUCGCCAGGAAACCGGACAAAUUGACCAUACUCAGGAUGGCGGUCGCCCACAUGAGGAACCUCAGAGGAACAGGAAACACCAGCUCAGAUGGUGCGUACAAGCCUUCGUUUUUAACCGAUCAAGAGCUGAAGCACCUGAUUCUGGAGGCGGCGGAUGGCUUCCUCUUCGUCGUGAACUGCACCAGCGGCAUGAUCAUCUACGUAUCCGAUUCUGUGGCGCCUGUUUUGAAUUACACUCAAAACGAUUGGUACGGCACCAGCCUCUAUUCGCAGGUCCAUCCGGACGAUACAGAAAAAGUGAAGGAACAACUGAGCGGUGCCGAACCGGAAAACGGUGGCAGGGUACUUGACUUGAAAACGGGAACGGUGAAAAAAGAGGGACAAUCAUCGAUGAGACUGUGCAUGGGCUCGAGGAGAGGGUUUAUCUGUCGCAUGAAGGUUGGAAACAUGCAGACGACUGGCGACAUGGCUGCCGCCCAUGGCCUCCACCACGUGAAGCAGAGGAACUCUCUCGGUCCUCCAGCUCGCGAUGGUCAAAAUUACGCCGUAGUUCAUUGUACAGGGUACAUCAAAAGCUGGCCUCCAAACGGUGAUUUUGUUCCCCCAUGUGUACCAGGUAUGGGACUAGCUGACAGAGAGGCUGUUCAAGUCGGACAUGAUGGGGUGGUCGCAGAUGAGAACGUCAGCACUCACUGCUGCCUGGUUGCCAUUGGGCGAUUACAGGUCACCAGCACACCGAAUAGUAGCGAUUUAGCGGGUUCGAACAGCAAUAACGAAUUUAUUUCACGCCAUUCAGCAGAAGGUAAAUUUACCUUCGUGGACCAAAGAGUCGGUGGAAUUCUAGGGUAUACGCCGUCCGAGCUCUUAGGUCAUCCGUGCUACGAAUUCUUUCAUCCAGAAGAUUUGACGCAUAUGCGAGAAAGUUUUGAGCAAGUAUUGAAGUUGAAAGGACAAGUGGUGUCUGUAAUGUACAGAUUUCGAGCCAAAAAUCGUGACUGGGUGUGGUUAAGGACGUCUGCAUUUGCAUUUUUAAACCCGUACAAUGACGACGUUGAAUACAUUGUCUGCACGAAUACACAUGCCAAGUCGUUCCAUCCUGGUAGUGAUGGUCAGACAGAAAAUGAAGCUGUACCUGCUUAUGGACAACCUGGCCUAGAUUAUUCCCUGCAGAGACAUCCUACAAGGGAUCCUCUCUAUUCUGGGCAUCAUAUGAUGCAGCAUCCAGCAGCUGUUGCUACAGCUGGUCCUCAACAACCUAGGCCGUCCAGUACACAAAAUGUUUAUCAGGGAUAUGAAACGACACAGUCGCCCAUAGCUUAUGGUUCACCUGGUCAACAAAGCGCAUCUUCUUCUGUUUUAAGUAGAAUUCAGAAACCAGCUAACACAUCACCAACUCCUGUGCAACAAGCCUGGGCUAUUGGAAGACAGCAACCUGUAACAGAAGGAUACCAAUACAAUCAGUUAAGCCCUUCAAGGUCACCGAAUGGACCAACAUAUACUCAGUUAAGUAGCGGUGCUAGGACACCAGCUACACAAUAUCAUGCAGUCACAACUGUACCUAACAACCCCGGUAUGUGGGGAUGGCAGAGCCAGCAACAUCAAGCACCUCAACAAGAUGGCGGACAAUCAAAUCCUCAGGUGGCCGGACAAGCACAACAGCCUCAUCCUUCUCAAGGUGGACCUGGCACACAACCCCAGGAACUGUCAGAUAUGUUACAAAUGCUACAAGACCAGGGUGGGGCUUCCGGUUUCGAGGAGUUAAAUAUGUUUAAUACUAAUUUCGAGUAGCGACAAGAAAACAAUAUGACCGAUAAACAUCUACCUUAAGGAAGCUUUAAGGUUCGAAUUUCAUUGGUAGAGUCCCGGGAUCGCUCGAAGUAUCGUAAAUCACACUUUUACUCGAGCAAUUAAUUAGGAUAUGAGAAAUCGCCAGUCAGCACCUCACGCGCAAAACUUCAAACGAAUUAACUAACUUCACAAUAAGUUUAUCUGAAUUUUAUAAAUUGAUUUGUUAACGCAUCCGUUUUGCGAGAAGUUUUUAUUUUAUUGAUAAACAGUACAAUUUUAACGAUCGUACGACAGCACAAUAAAUUAUUCGAAAUUCGCGAAUAUCGUUUUCCAAAGUGCCAUGAAAUGUCAUAUUGGGAAAAUAUAAUAUAGAAAGUGGGGACUUAUAAUAUGCACAGAUGGAUCAGUUGAUGAGAUACAGGUUUUAGCGUUUGAUAUCACAAGUAACACAGAGGGAUUUUCUGAAAGGAAAUUAUAAUUUAUAUUUUUAAGUCUUCUUUUUUUAUUCGCUUUUUACAACUAAAAUGUAGGUUAGGCUGUAUUUAAUGAAUUAUCUUAAGAUAAUUUUCUUGCUAUUUCUUUACAUAAAUCUGAUUUUGCGAUAAUAGAGGAAGUAAGUUUAACGAAAGCAGCGUAAAUUAAAGACAGAAUUACUGACUUUCCUUCCUGUUAAAAAAAACACAAUUAUGGUAAGGUAAACUAUAUUUAAAUUGUACAUGAAAUUUCAAGAACGAUAAAGUAAUAGGGUGGCCUGGAGUAUCAUCGAGCUAUUAUUAAAUGGAUGUGAGUAUCUGUAUAAAAUUUUGGAUUACAAGAAAACAAAAAUGCGUGCAAGAUUUGUAACUGUUCGAGAAAAAGUAAUGUUUCAUUAAGAUUCCAAACGAACACGUUCGUUGUGUAUUGGACUGCAUGUAUUUUGUACGAUUAUUAUCACUUUACAUUUUUAUAGAAUUUUAACGCCUCAUCUGUGCUUAUUAAUAAGUAGAAGAAAGUAAUCUCUCUCCUUUUUUACGUGGUAGUGAUUUUAUUUCGAAUAAGAAGCUGGCGCACUUCAAUAAACGUUCAAAGGGGUGCAUUCUAAACGAUAAGAGAAAAAACAAAAAAUAAAACAAAGUAUUUUUUAAAAACUUCUCAAUCAAACUUACAAAUCAUGGUAAUUUUAAUACCAGCUUAUCAUUAGAUUUCUAAGAUUAGCUUAAUUAUUUUAAUUUAGACCUUUGUAAUUAUAAAUAGUGCAAUCGUCAAAAUCGACGCGGAAUGAAACGGAAGGCAUCGUUUGAACUGGACAACAACAAUGAUGUACAAAAAAAAAAAUUAUAUGUAAUCCACUUUGCUUCUCUGUGCAAAACAAGAAAAAAGCAAAAACACCAUUUUUAGAUAUUUCUAAAGAAAAAUAUAGAUAAUGUUACGCAUACGAAAACAUAAUUGCAUUUAUAAGUAACCAUGUGUGAUUUAGUGCAUUGUAGAUGUACAUGUCUAGCAAAUUCUUAAGUAGAUCGAAGGAACAGUUGCAGCAUAUCAUGAUGAAUUGGGAACAUUUGUCACUAAUAUAUAUAAAAAUUUACAUUACACGUAUAAUUCUUUUUAAUCAUCCUUUGUCGAAAGUAGCUACGAUUACUGACAAUAAUUAACAUAUUGAAGUCGACGAAGGCAUCAAUAUGUAUAACGCAAAUAAUUGAUUAAACUCCGAAACAUA